AUGACUGGAUGUCAACAUAUUGAGCAGGUUUUCCAAAAUGAGAAGUCCAAGGAGGGUGUGUUAAAGACAUGUAAUGCGGCACGCUAUAUGAUCAACCAUUUCACCCCGAAAGAUAAGUAUAUGCAUGCUAUGCGAUGCUCUGAGUGUCAUGAGAUCAAUUCCGGAUCCAAUUUUAUGUGCUUGCAGUGCGGAUUCUGUGGUUGUUGGAACGGAGAGCAUUUCUUGAUGCAUAGCAAGAAAGUAGGGCAUGUUUUCGGAAUCAAUUCGAGUAAUGGAUUGCUCUUUUGUUUCAAAUGCAGUGACUAUAUUGGAAACAAUGAACUUAUAAUUGCUUCGAUGCUUAACAAAUACUGGGAUGACGUUUCAAUCAAGACAGUGGUACCGAGCGUGGAGCGGAGGGAUGGUUUGCAUGGAUUGCUGAAUCUGGGAUCUACUUGUUUUAUGAGCAGUAUACUUCAGAUUCUCAUUCGCAAUCCAUACUUCUUCAACUUCUCCAUUAGUCAAUCGCAUUCCAAGAAAUGUCCGAUUCAGGAUCCCAAGAGUUGCAUAUCAUGUGCAUUGGAAAAGAUGGUUUGCGAGUUUUAUGGUUCUUCGGCAUAUAGCACCGGAGAUGUUGAACCACAAGCCAUGUAUUCUGGUUUUAUUGGCCUGUUAGUAUGCUCAUGGAAAAUCAAUGAAAACUUGGCCGGAUACUCACAACAGGAUGCACACGAAUUUUGGCAAUUUUUACUGAAUCAACUGCACCAUGAUUUUCAAGUUUGCAGUGGCAAAGGAGUCAACGACGCCAUUUCUGAUGAUCUUUGCACUUGUAUUGCACAUUCUACCUUUCAAGGUUUACUAAAGAGUUCUAUCGUUUGCCCCGAUUGCCAAAAUGACUCUAAAACCACCAUUGAUCCUUUCAUGGAUCUAUCGCUCGACAUAAAAGACAAAUCGAAUCUUUAUAACUGUCUGGACAGUUUCCAUAAAAAAGAGCGGUUGCAUGAUUUUAAUUACCAUUGCCCAAAUUGCAAUACAUCCCAAGACGCUAUAAAGCGUUUAAGCAUAUACAAACUUCCAUCCGUGCUGGUGCUCCAAUUGAAACGGUUUGAACAUCUUCUUAAUGGGAAUAGUUUGAAAUUGAAUGAUUUCAUUGAGUACCCACCUUACCUGAAUAUGCGGGACUACUGUAGUUCAGGUGACUCAGACGUCGAUGUCCCGGAUUUGAUUUAUGAACUGAUAGGUGUCGUUGCUCAUAAGGGCACGGUCAAUGAAGGACAUUACGUUGCAACAACGAAAGUAGCCGGUAGACAGUGGUUUAAAUUUAAUGAUUCCAUGGUUUCUUCUGUCACUCAGGAAGAAGCCUUGAACGAACAAGCCUAUUUACUCUUCUACUCCGUAUUACAAGUGAACUAA
This is a messenger RNA of Torulaspora delbrueckii, 1392 nucleotides long. It is a transcript of the gene UBP8, whose product is annotated as ubiquitin-specific protease UBP8. The coding region runs from base 1 to 1392 and encodes 463 amino acids. The transcript has a single exon. Gene Ontology annotation, biological process: protein deubiquitination. Lineage: Eukaryota; Fungi; Ascomycota; Saccharomycetes; Saccharomycetales; Saccharomycetaceae. Gene Ontology annotation, molecular function: zinc ion binding; cysteine-type deubiquitinase activity. The record is from RefSeq and is a predicted model, not a curated record.